CGGACCCACAGCGAGAGGAGGACCGUGCUCUGAUCUGGCAACCCCCAUCCCCCGGACCCACAGUAAGAGGAGGACCGGACCGUGCUCCCGUGGCCCCGCAGACUCACACAGGGACACACGCCGCAGGAUGGGCGUAGAGAUCGAAACUAUCUCCCCGGGGGACGGGAGGACGUUUCCUAAAAAGGGUCAGACGUGUGUGGUGCAUUAUGUGGGCUGCCUCACAGACGGGCGUAAGUUCGACUCGUCCAGAGACCGGGACAAACCCUUUAAGUUUAAAAUGGGCAAACAGGAAGUGAUCCGUGGCUGGGAGGAGGGCGUGGUCCAGAUGAGUGUAGGUCAGCGGGCUAAACUCACCUGUUCUCCAGACUUUGCUUAUGGGCACAAAGGACACCCUGGAAUCAUCCCCCCAAAUGCCACGCUCAUCUUUGAUGUGGAGCUGCUCGGCCUGGAGUGACCCCAGCUCUGGGGGUCAGGGGUCGUCUCAGCUUUACUCCGGGGUCGUGACCUUUGACCUCUGCUCCAUGUAUCUGUACCACUUUGUCUCAUUUAUUUAUAUUCAGUGUUUUUUUCUGUAAAAACACAUCUGAAAACCUCAGACUCUCAAACUGUUCCAAAGACUGAAGCUACAACCAGACCCCACCUCUUGAGUGAGCGCCUUUAUAGACCCCACCCCCAGACCCGAAUGCCUUUACAGACCCCACACCCCGCAUCUUGAGUGAGCGCCUUUAUAAACUUUGCCUCCAGACUCCGCCUCUCGAGUGAGCGCCUUUACAGACCCUGCCCCCAGACUCCUCCUCUCAAGUGUGCGCCUUUAUUAACCCCACCCCCAGACCCCACCUCUUGAGUGAUUGCCUUUAUAAACCCAGCGCCUUGGUCGACUGAGGGAGUGGGAUUGUUUUAAAAACAUCAGUUUCAUCACAUGAGCAGUCACCAUGAGGCUGUGAGGGUGUUUUGCCCAAGGACACAACAACGUUAUGGCAAUUGAACCAGUGACCCUCCAGCUGAAGCACUGCACCUCCUCUUUAAAUCAGAUCUGUUUGUCUCGUCUGAAUAUUCACAAAAGUCUUACAUUUGCAGCAAAACAUUGUUUUUUUUUAUCAUUUAAAAAAUGUGUAUUAUAAAAACUCAAGACGCUUAAGUUUCUGUAAAUAAAAACUGUCAGAUGCUCUCCCUGUGUGUCAAAUGCCCUCCUGCCCGUGUGUAUGCGUGCUCUGUGUGUCAGAUGCCCUCCCUCCUGCCAGACUGUUGCAUGUUCUUUAUCUGGAGAUAAACCUGUGUGAGAUAAACUGUUUUAAUAAAACUUAAAAAGCCACAGCUGACCCGCAGCAGAAGCCAUAAGACUGUCCGGGGUCCCAGGCUCAGGGGUCACGUCCUCAGAUGUGCUCAGAGACGUGCAAUGUCACUCUGUUUUGUUGAAGUUUGAAACAGCUAAUUUCAGUCUCUGUGUUGGUCGGAACUUUAAAUAAACUACGCUCCUGUUUCCCAAGAACUUUUAUUUUGAAGUUUGUCUAAUGUUGGCCCAGAAUUGUGUAUGUUCAAAGUGACCGAAACAUGGACAGAGAGAGACAGAACUGUGUAUGGACAGAGGGACAGAGAGACGGAGGGACAGCUCCCUCUCUUUUUGAAGCUACAAUCUGAUUAAAA
Messenger RNA from Periophthalmus magnuspinnatus, 1644 nucleotides. RefSeq names its product FKBP prolyl isomerase 1Ab (gene fkbp1ab). The transcript is spliced from 5 exons. NCBI's taxonomy places the organism in Eukaryota, Metazoa, Chordata, Actinopteri, Gobiiformes, Gobiidae. Bases 128 to 454 code for a protein of 108 amino acids. Gene Ontology annotation, molecular function: peptidyl-prolyl cis-trans isomerase activity. The record is from RefSeq and is a predicted model, not a curated record.